Messenger RNA from Mus pahari (shrew mouse), 4982 nucleotides. RefSeq names its product forkhead box K2 (gene Foxk2). Gene Ontology annotation, molecular function: DNA-binding transcription factor activity, RNA polymerase II-specific; protein binding; RNA polymerase II cis-regulatory region sequence-specific DNA binding. Lineage: Eukaryota; Metazoa; Chordata; Mammalia; Rodentia; Muridae. Bases 139 to 2094 code for a protein of 651 amino acids. The record is from RefSeq and is a predicted model, not a curated record. Gene Ontology annotation, biological process: regulation of transcription by RNA polymerase II. The transcript has 9 exons.
CCGUGCGAGCUCCCGCCCUCGCAGCUCUCCUCGCCGGCCGGCGGUCUCCGCGACCGUGGUCGGCUCGCGCGGCCCACGACCGCGCCCGGGCCUCGGCCCGCUAGGGCGCCCGCGCGGAUCGGCCAGGCCUCGCAGGCGAUGGCGGCCGCGGCGGCGCUCUCGGGCGCGGGCGCCCCUCCCGCGGGCGGCGGGGCCGGGGGCGGCGGAUCCCCGCCGGGCGGCUGGGCCGUGGCGCGGCUCGAAGGCCGCGAGUUCGAGUACCUCAUGAAGAAGCGUUCGGUGACCAUCGGGCGCAACUCGUCGCAGGGCUCGGUAGAUGUGAGCAUGGGCCACUCGAGCUUCAUCUCGCGGCGCCACUUGGAGAUCUUCACGCCCCCGGGCGGCGGCCAUAGCGCGGCCGCCCCGGAACCCGCGCAGCCCCGGCCGGACGCGGGCGGCGACUUCUACCUGCGCUGUCUCGGCAAGAACGGCGUGUUCGUGGACGGGGUGUUCCAGCGGCGGGGGGCGCCGCCGCUGCAGCUGCCGCGCGUGUGCACUUUCAGGUUUCCGAGCACAAAUAUCAAGAUAACCUUCACAGCCCUAUCCAGCGAGAAAAGAGAGAAGCAGGAAGCACCCGAGUCGCCAGUGCAGCCUGUGCAGCCACACAUCUCACCCCUGACCAUCAACAUUCCAGACACGAUGGCCCACCUCAUCAGCCCCCUUCCUUCCCCCACGGGGACUAUCAGUGCUGCAAACUCCUGCCCAUCCAGUCCUCGGGGAGCAGGGUCUUCAGGGUACAAAGUGGGCCGUGUGAUGCCAUCUGACCUCAAUUUAAUGGCUGACAACUCACAGCCAGAAAAUGAAAAGGAAGCUUCGGGUGGAGACAGCCCAAAGGAUGACUCAAAACCACCUUACUCCUAUGCACAGCUGAUAGUACAAGCGAUUACAAUGGCUCCUGAUAAACAGCUCACUCUAAAUGGGAUCUAUACACACAUCACUAAAAACUAUCCAUACUACAGGACUGCGGACAAGGGCUGGCAGAAUUCAAUUCGCCACAAUCUCUCUCUGAACCGUUAUUUCAUCAAAGUGCCACGUUCCCAGGAAGAACCAGGCAAAGGCUCCUUCUGGAGGAUAGACCCUGCCUCCGAGAGCAAGCUGGUAGAGCAGGCUUUUAGGAAAAGACGGCCUAGGGGCGUGCCUUGCUUUAGAACCCCCCUGGGACCUCUCUCCUCUAGGAGUGCCCCAGCUUCUCCCAACCAUGCCGGAGUGCUGUCUGCUCACUCCAGUGGCGCCCAGACCCCGGAGAGCCUGUCUAGGGAGGGCUCCCCAGCCCCCUUGGAGCCUGAGCCUGGCGCCUCACAACCCAAGCUUGCCGUCAUCCAGGAGGCCAGGUUUGCCCAGAGUGCGCCAGGGUCACCUCUCUCUAGUCAGCCCGUCUUAAUUACUGUCCAGCGGCAGCUACCCCCGGCCAUUAAGCCUGUUACCUACACUGUUGCAACCCCAGUGACCACACCCACCUCUCAACCACCUGUUGUGCAGACAGUACAUGUUGUUCAUCAGAUACCAGCAGUGUCAGUCACCAGUGUGGCUGGACUGGCCCCAGCAAACACAUACACAGUUGCUGGACAAGCUGUGGUCACUCAGGCUGCGGUGCUGGCUCCUCCUAAGGCUGAACCACAAGAGAAUGGAGACCACAGAGAAGUCAGAGUGAAAGUAGAACCUGUCCCUGCAAUUAGCCCAGCCACACUAGGCGCUGCUAGCCGAAUCAUCCAGACAUCACAGGGCACCCCUGUUCAGACAGUGACCAUAGUGCAGCAGGCGCCUUUAGGUCAACACCAGCUUCCAAUAAAAACUGUAACGCAAAACGGAGCUCAUGUGGUACCCAUGCCUACAGCAGUGCACAGCCAGGUGAACAAUGCAGCGGCAAGUCCUCUCCAUAUGUUGGCCACCCACGCAUCAGCAUCGGCAUCUCUGCCCACAAAGCGCCAGAACGGUGACCAGGCAGAGCAGCCAGAGCUCAAGCGAGUUAAAGCAGAAGAUGGCGAGAGCAUUGUCAUUGCCCUGAGCGUGGACGCACCACCAGCAGCUGUGAGAGAAAAGGCAAUCCAGAACUAGCUGUGGGAGACCUUUUCUUCAGACAUCAACUUUGUGGUGCCAAAAGGAGACGCUGCCUCUCACUGAAGCAGGGAGCGCAUCCUCAGUGGGUAAAGGGCCCUGCGGUUGGACUUCACCUCUCAGCACUGAAAACAUGAACCCAGGUGGCCUUAAAACUCCUUAAUUUAAAGACAUUUUACACUUGAACAGACCCACAACAGCAAACCUGGAUCCAGAGGUGGUGUCUCCGUCAGAGCACUCGCUGGGCUGUCAUCUGUGGGCUCAGCUUUUACUACAAGCAAGAACUCCAGGUCCCAAAGGACUGAGUCUCCUGGGAGGACGCAGCACCUGCUACAAGUGGAUUGCGCUGGCUUUCCUUUAGGGGACAGAGCCACAGCCACCUGCUGCCCUCAUAGGACCUGCUGGCUGUGGCUGAGAGACAAGACAGUGUUUUGUUGUCCACAUACGGAAUUAGAAUACUUGGCAAUGUCCUUUCUUUACUGAAUAAUGGGGUCUUUGACAUUUCAUAUCACUCCAUUUCUACUCUGAAAAUUUGAGAUUCAUUUGGGGGAAAGAGCGUCAUUCUGUUUGUUUCUGUGGUUUGAUUUUAGCCCGUGGGAUGGUUUGCUCUAGUCUGUCCUGCCUGUGUUUGGGUGCUCCCCCUUAGGACACCAACCUGCCCAUUUCCGUCUAGAGCGGUUAGCUGAUGAAUUUGACCUGCCUUGUGCCAUUGUAGAGGGUGGGUGGGCUGAGGCUGCAUGGACCCACGAGGCCAGGGGCAUUGGGACGAGAGACCCUGGGAGCCUUCUAGCCUUCAGGCUGCACGUACCUGCUCUAACUUGCAGGUUUUGUUGUUUGUUUCUUUAUGUAGACUUUGUCCUUGGCGUAAUUUCCCACUCUAGUAAAACAAGUCUCCUAAAUAUUGUGUAUGCUUAAAGCAACAGAUCCCUUCCUCCCUCCUUGGGAAACAGAUCCAGGCCUCUAGCACACCUUUUCAGACCAAGGUCAUACAUCUCUCCCAGAACCUGGGGACUUGUAGGGGUCAGCUCUGGCUUCUGACUGGCUAUCUGCAUGGCACACUCACAGCAAGAGCUGAUGGAGAGAUGUUGCCAGUUAACUUGAGGGUCUUGGGAGUGAGACCCUGCAGCCAAGUAUCAAGCAUUCAGGCCAUUUUAUGAUUCUCAAGAGGUUUCUCUGGCUUUUUACAAUGACGUCCCACACUAAUCCUGACUUAUGUCACAUAGCAAGUAAAGAGGGAAGGGUGAGGAGAGGUGGGGAGGCCAGCAGCCCAGCCCACACUCAGGAUCACCGCUCACCUUUCCAGAGCAUUCUGGACUGAGCUGAGCAACAGGCAGAGGGCGUUAGCCUCAUUGUGAGUUUUUUCCCUAAUGUCAUCAUCAUAACAUUAUUUAUUUAAAUGUAGUUAUUUUGGUAUUUAAUUUUUUUUUAAGAGAGGGGGGGGAAACCCUGUAUUUUCCUGGUAGAAUGAAAUGGCUCAGAAUGGUAUAUUUAGGCAAUUUAAAACAUUAUUUACAUAAAGACCAAAUAUGAUAAGUCUGUUCUAAGUAUUGCUUCACCCACAGUAUGGAGCUGUCACAAUGUUACUGCAGAUGAUGCGUGUUGACAUGGAGUUACUGCACCCAAGCUGGAUUUAUAUAACUCAGCCACUUAAACAAUAAAGGUGAGACAUGAUGCGAGUGAGAACAUGUGUGUGCCCACCGCAGUCUGCCUCCUCCAUCGUUUUUGCAGGUAACCUCGGCAUGUCUGUUUCGUAAAGGUUUGCAGUUUGCAGAGUACUUUAAAGUAAUUUGGGUUAUAUUGUGCCCAGCAUGUGCAUCCAGACUAUGGGCCUCAGUUAACGUGGUACGUUGGCAGGAGGCCGCCCUAGUCAAGGGUGGGCUCAGGUACCACCAUGGACAUACUGUGUAUCUGGAGAUGUGUGUAGCAUGCUUGCCCAGGGCUUGUUCCCUAUGAGUGAGGUCUGCAGACUCUUUACCUCUGAGCCCCAGACCUUAUGGGUCUGCAGGAGUUUCUUUUGGGGAUCAUAGAAAACAUUUAAAGAUGGAAAGAGGAUUUUUUUUUUUUUUUUUUUUAAGGCCACCUUCUCAGUCGCGUGUGAGUGAAGUGUGCCAAUAGGCACACACCCAUCUUUUCUCCUUGCUGCUGUAUCGGCCUUGCUGCUGCUUUGAUACAUAGGAAUGUAACGCUGCCAAGGAGAGGGCAGAAGCUGGACCGUAGAUUAACUAAGUACUAAACCCAGGGUUUCUUCCCAGUGUUGAAGGCACUACUUUAGUUUUAUGUUCAUCUUGAGUUCCCAGAUGCCCCUCCACAUACCAGAGCUGGGCUCGUGUGCUUUGGCCCUCAGCAGAGGUCUGAUGUGGGAACAUACUAUCCUGACACAAGCAGCUCGCAGCUCCCCAGGUCUACUGUGGCCCCACUGCUGAAUGCUUAAGGAGUCUCGCUUUGACCUUUACCAAACUUGUGAGCUCCCUCAGGGACUAGAUAACUUGAGCAGCGUUGGCUUGAACCACACCGAGCACAAAGGGAAGUUCACCUGUGUCCUGCGUACGGUGCAUUCCAGAACGUGUGUGGCAUAACAUUGUAUAGCUAUUUCCCACACUGUAGAGUGUGUUCACAGACAGCAGCUGGUCCCCGUAAAUACCCCACCGCACUUCCUUGUCCUCUGCUGGGGAGCUGGUCACAGAGUAGCUGUAGUAGUUCAGAAGGGGUCGGGAGCGUCAGGACUUGGGUUUUCUAUGCUGUGUGAUACAAGGAGAGAAGUGACAAUCGUGAAGUCCGAGCAUCUGCAGUUCCAGAGUAAGCAGAGUGCUGAUCUGUGUGCAAAGAUUUGGAAUUUUUAAAAAGUACCAAGUUCCUGAAAUUCAAUAAAAUAUUUUUAUUAAUUUUAA